Messenger RNA from Ochlerotatus camptorhynchus, 4122 nucleotides. RefSeq names its product Transmembrane protein stas (gene stas). The record is from RefSeq and is a predicted model, not a curated record. Lineage: Eukaryota; Metazoa; Arthropoda; Insecta; Diptera; Culicidae. The coding region runs from base 1116 to 2102 and encodes 328 amino acids. The transcript has 4 exons. Gene Ontology annotation, cellular component: endoplasmic reticulum membrane.
UGAUUUUUCUACAUCGGUCUCGUCGGGUCGGUCAUCCGCUGCAAUCGCGGUCGUAACAAUCCGUCUUAAUCCGUUAGUGUUUCUGUUCGUCUCUCGUAUCUGGCUACAAUUUGCAUAGCUGCAGUUCCGUGCAUCCACUGGGAGUAGCCUAUCGACCGCAGUCAGUCGCAAUUAUUCUGAUGGUGGAUAGUGGAUUUAGUGGACACAGCCCCCGUUAGCACUCAGUCGUAUAACAUACCUGCGCCCAUAUGUGCCAUUACAACAUCUCGUUUUUUUUGCUUUCCAAUACCUCAACGUAGUGCUUGUGGGGCGUUUGCUAUGACUAGUGAAGUCAGUAGUGCUGGAGCAAGUUUUUAGUUUUAAAACCGACCGACGACCGCCAACCGAAGGCUCGCUUUUGAGGAUUGAUUUAGCACCUGUGGAGACGAUAAUACAUCAUAAAGUCGUCGUUGAGUUGUGUGAAGGACACUGCUCAGUUCGAGGAUUAGAUAACAAACAAUCCGAUUUCGAAUAGCGGUGGUGAGGAAUUUGUUCGCAGUGCAAUUGAGAGAUACGUGUAGAUACUUCUUUGAUUUUGCAAAACAACGGCAGUAGUCUCCCUCCGAGGAUCGACCCCCUCCACAUAACUAGUAGAGAAACAAAGAGAAGAAUCAAUAAAGUUGUUGCCUAUAGGAAGUGGAAGCCAGCAGGAAGAGGAGUGUGGUGUUGUGAGGAACGCGACUGGUGCUGAUCGGAGAAGAAUAACAAAAUAUCGUACGAUACAGCAGCAGAGCGAGAGGGGCCAGAUAGAUAAAGCCCGCGAGGAACAAAGAAGGCUAUAGAUAUCAUCCCAUUUUAUACGCGCUCUUGCUGGGGGGACAGCGUGCGGAUUGUGCGCGAAGUGCGUCGUCGUUCUCGUCGUCACCGCUGUCGUUUGUCAUCAUCAUUAGUCGUUCGUCCGCGUGAUCUCUGCGAAUAAAACUGCGGCAAUCCGGGCGGUCUUUAUCUAUUACUGUAGGAAGGCACUAGAGUUCAUCGUGGUUUAGUUUAAGUCGGUGCAAGUCCAGAACUCAUUCUGGUUGCGAUUUUUUUCCUGUGCUGAUUAGGAAGCCGUAGGAACUCACAGCGCAGCAGACAUGGAUACCGUCGAGACAGCCAAUCACUUCAUGGCCUUUGGGGAAGCAUCCAGCGAUAAGGCGCCACUGCUGGGAGGAGCUAUGACGUCGCCAGCAUCCAACGGUCAACUGAGGUAUGCUACGAGCAAUGGCAUCGGUGUUCACUCGACGACCACACAGCGGAAGACCCAACCCAACGGAAGCGGCGUGGAGUGCAAUGGAAAGGGACCAGCAACGGUGGACGAACCCAGCAGCGAAGACAAAGAAGAGGAACGAUCUGCCCGACAGUCGCUGAUCAUUCUGGCGUCGAUCUUCUUCACCAGCCUGUUUGCGAUGAUCUACGUGUAUGCGAUGUUCCCUGAGCUGGAGGAGUCCGAAAAGCAGUACAUCAAAGUGCCGUUCGACAUCGAUGAUGCCAAACAGCUGGGCCGUGUGCUGGAUCGCUACAAAGAUCUCUACUACCUGGAAGUGAUGUCCGGCGUUGUUCUGGUGUACAUAUUCCUUCAAACGUUUGCCAUUCCCGGUUCGCUGUUCCUAUCGAUUCUGAGUGGGUUCCUGUACAACUUCCCAGUCGCAUUGACGCUGGUCUGCUUCUGCUCGGCCCUCGGGGCCACCCUGUGCUACCUGCUAUCGCAACUGGUUGGUCGUCGGGUGGUCAUACACUACUUCCCGGAGAAGGCUCGCGUCUGGGCCCACCAGGUCGACAAACAUCGCGAAGAUCUGCUCAGCUAUAUGCUGUUCCUGCGGAUGACCCCAUUCCUGCCGAAUUGGUUCAUCAACCUGGUGGCUCCGGUCAUCGGCGUGCCGCUGUAUCCGUUCGCAUUGGGAACGUUCCUGGGCGUGGCACCGCCCUCCUUCAUUGCCAUUCAGGCGGGCAAAACCCUCUACAAGAUGACUAGUUCCAGCGAUGCCUUCAGUUGGGGCUCGGUUACGCUGCUGGCGGUGUUCUCUGUCUUUUCCCUCGUUCCGGUCGUAUUCAAACGGUACUUCAAGUCCAAGAUCGACUAAGCGGCCACCACACGCUGGUAUUACCACGAGUUAAACAAAAGGUUAGUCAUUAGGCUAUAGAACGGAACCGAUACAAACGAUUUAGUGAAGAUGGGAGGGAGAAAUUCGCAAUCGGAAAACAAGGAUGAAUAGUAUAAUUUUAGCCAAAGAUGUGUGUAAGGUUACAAAUAUUGUUAGUUGUUUAAGGCGGGGAUAAACGGCGAGCGAUGCGAGUGCGUAGAGAUAGCGGUCGAAUAGAUAUGAUGGGGGGGCAAACAAUAGGCAAUUAAGAAAAUAGAGAUCAUCUGCGCAGCUUGUUCGAAAAAAGUAGGGAUGGGGUGAACAUUCAGCACCAACAUUUCAAAUUAGUUUAAUUUGGUUGAGCCUUGAUACGCAGUUUUGUCCUUUUGAAAUGUUGAUGCCUCCAUAAUUUGGCAGUACUGCAUGCAAGUAGGUUAUUUGCUUGCAAUAUCUGCAACCCACCUUAACCCGAACGAGCAUCGAGAAAUGAUCGCUAAAUUAUGCAGAGUUCUUAAAACAAAAGCAAAGCAUUUCGUUAUUGGGUUGUGUAUAUGUUACAUCCCCGUAAACUACCGCUCAUAUAAAAUGGGGAAUGUUUUUUUUUAGAGAAAAAAAAUCCAUGUUCCACAACUUCGAAACGAAGAAAUGUGAACCCAAACAGGGGAAAGUAUUACCGAUGCAGAAACAUAGAACACUGAUCAAAUGCCUCCGCGCGUUGCUAGCUGGUUCUCAUCUCAAGCCAUAUUACCAGGCGCUGUAGGACCAGCGGCAGUCGAGGAAAUACGAUUGGUCACACUAGACAUUUUAAAAUCAAUCAUGAAUGAUAUAGCUACAUACUAUAUAAGUGAAAUAAAGCAUCCUACUCCUAUUACACCUAAAAAAACCGGGGACAAUGUUGAUAUUCCCACAAGAUAUCAAUCGCAUAGAAAUGACUAAACAGUUCCCACUAUAUGUGAAUUUUGAGUUUCUUUUAAUACGAACUUUAAUCUUGGUAAAUAAGCUAACUAUGAUAUUCAAAUAGACACACUUUUAUCUUGAACCCAAGCACACACACCAAGAGUGGGAAAAUGUUGGCACCAUUGUUGUAUGCGCCCUUAAUAGUUAUCUCAUCGAUGUGAUUUGUUUGCACAGGUUCGAAGAACGAAAAAAAAAGAAACCAGUUUAUGUCGUAUACGCACCGACGAACCGACAUGCGAUUCGAACGUUCAAACGGGGGAUCAGAUCUGUCAAAUGAGGUGAGACGUAAACCAAGGCAAUAUAAAUUAUACGUGGGUUCGUGUCCUUGCUAAUGGUAUGACGCGAUCGGAUGAGUAGAUGUCGGUAGUGUUUAACGUAUUUUAAAUAUUGGGCACGAAUUUGAAAGUACAGUCAAAUUUCGCUCGUUGGGCUAUGUUUAAGUGGGCUACGUUUUAGUUGGGCUCCCGUUAGUAGGACCGUAGCCUACCUAAAUCGAAGUCAAAUGUCAUUUUUGACAGUGCUAUUUCUUUUUCGAGGGGCUCAUGUAUGAAAGCCUUUCACUAAGUGUGGGCUACAGGUUUAGCCCAACGAGCGAAAGUUGACUGUAGCUUGUAUGAGCUGUCACGUCGGUUCGUCGGUGGUAUUAGUUCCCUAUGCAAAUAAGCAAAUGAACGUGUAACACCGACUAACUGACAUGAAUGAUCAUAUUAGUAACUAUUUAUAGAAUCACGACUGACAUCUGUCGCCAUGUUCGCGGAAAUCGUUUAGCUAAUACAUGCAAAAUUCAUGAGUUGGUUCGUGUCCGAUCUAUUAUGGACAAACUAUUUUUAUCUAGAUAAAAUAAUCGUACCUUUUUGACAGAUCGGAUCGCUGCACAUUUUAAUCGGCCGUUAUAGAUUUUCGAGUAAAACUUAAGUUUUAGUUUCAUGUCGGUUUGUCGGUGCGUGUAAUAUGAUAAAAAAAAAGAUGAAAACACAACCGAAUGAAAGUAAGUCAAAAGGCAAAAGGGAUAAAAUGGAAAACAAAAAUAGUGAAAAGAAUGCUAAAAAAAUAUGAAAAAAAU